Molecule: messenger RNA, 1277 nt
Organism: Salvia miltiorrhiza (redroot sage)
Lineage: Eukaryota; Viridiplantae; Streptophyta; Magnoliopsida; Lamiales; Lamiaceae
Product: protein LURP-one-related 6-like
Exons: 3
Coding region: 363-983 (206 amino acids)
Source: RefSeq, a predicted model, not a curated record
UUAAAACCAGACGUUCGUAAUCGUGCCGUAUCGUUAUCAUUACCAUUAUCAUUAAUAUUUCAAAAGAAUUUAGUUAUUGUUUCUGCAGUGUCCGAAGUGAAAUUUGAGACCAUAUUUCCAAUUAUGCAACGCUUUUCUAUUUCCACGUAUUUAGCAACGUAUACUCAAAAUUAGUUUUCAUACUGUAUUUCAACACUGAAACGAGAUUCGUUUGUGGCACAAAUAGUCAAAAAGGAUUAUUGCCAAACUCCAUCGAAUAUAUAUAAACAUUCUUGCACCUUGCUUUUGCAACAAUUCACCCUCUCUAUAAAUUCAAAAUAUUUGAGCUGAACUUUUCUGGAAUAAAUCGAAAGCGUUGAAAAAUGGCUACAAAGAAAACUGUGUUACCAAUUGUGAGCAAAGUCUACUGUGCACCUACCGAGGUGGUCCUCGCCGUGAGGCGGCGGCCCAACGUGGCCAACGGUGGCGGCUUCGUGGUGGCCGACCCGACCCAACGGAUCGUGUUUCGCGUCGACGGCUGCGGAGUCCUCGGCAAGAAAGAUGAACUCAUUCUCAGAGAUGGAGAUGGAAAUGCUCUGCUGCUCAUCAGGCGUAAGGGAGGAACAAUUGAGGCACUAAGCCUAACAAGGAAAUGGAAAGGGUUCGCGUACGACUUCGUAGGAUCCGACAAGCUCGUUUUCACCUUAAAAGAGCCGAACUCGUGUUUUUCGGGGCAAAAUAGGAUCCGAAUCUCCAUCGAAUCCAAGGAGCUGUGCAGCCACGGAAGCUUCGAGGUGCACGGCGACUUUCCCGGCCGCUCUUGCACCGUCGUCAGCCCCAUGGGGGACGUCGUCGCACUCAUUGGUGUAAAUAAGGAGUUGCAGCGAUUGAUGAGGAGCAGAGAUAUGUAUCAUGUGGAAAUAAAGGCAGGAUUCGAUCAAGCGUUUGUUUUCGGAGUGAUUGCUGUUCUUGACUACAUAUACGAUGGAUCUACUAGGUGUUGACUGUUGACCACUUUUAUUCAAAUAAUUCAACGUUUGCUAAACACUAAGAAUAUGUUCAUAUUCGUUGCGUUGAUGCUAUUUAUAGUCAGUCGAUCUGUGUUUUUUUUUCUUUUUCUUCUCCUUUUUGGAAUAUUAGUCGAUGGAUGCAUUUGAUGUUUCGAGGGGAAAAAAAGUUUGUUUAUCCGUUUGUACUUUAUUUCUUGUUAUUCAGAGGUGGGAUUCACUUGCCCAUAAUUUUUUAUGUGUUGUAAUAAUAUAUUUUUAUAAAAAGAAUUAGAAAAACAUUAUAUGUUA